UUGGUGUGGCGAUGUAAACAAAUCAGCAACUCAUUUGGCAACAUACAACAAACGUAGGAGAUCAUUUGGAGUUUGCUACCAAGAAAGUAGAACUUGCAAAAAUAUAAAAUGAAACUAAUUACCUCCAAGAGAGCUGUACACGUGGAGGUCUGUGUGAAGCUAUUACCGGGCAAAAGAUUGGAAGAAUUGCAAUCUUUAAUUGAAGGGCCACUAAGAAAUUUACUGGCCCGCAAACAGCUGCCUUUCAAUGAAGUAAUUAAACUGAGCGAAGAAGAUUUCGAAGAGGAGACGCUGAAAUGCAUUCAAAGUGUUUUGUUGGAAUGUGAAAGUAAAAAAGAUGGAGAGCUUUCCUCUGCAGAAGAUGCGGAGUACUUCAUAUUUCACUAUUAUUGGCCGCAGCUUAGACCUAUGGAAUUGGAAAUGUUUGAAACGGAAUCGGAAACAGAGGCUAUACCUUCGUCCAGCCAUUGGUUGCUGCCCUCAAAAUCGUUUGUGGGAUUAUGGGAACAUUUGAUUUACGAUGAAGGAUCUAAGGAGAAGCUAUUGAAAUUUGCUCUGUCGGCCUUAAUGUUUUCACAGCAUAAUGUUAAUCCCAAUGUGGUGUCCUGUAAUCGUUUGAUUUUACUGCAUGGUCCACCAGGUACCGGCAAAACAAGUCUGUGUAAGGCUUUGGCACAAAAAUUAUCAAUACGAUGUCGUCCAAUAUUCCGUUAUACCCAUCUCAUUGAAAUCAAUUCCCAUUCGCUGUUUUCCAAAUGGUUUUCGGAGAGUGGUAAAUUGGUGAUGCGUCUCUUUUCGAAGAUCAAAGAAAUCAUACAGGACACCCACAGCUUGGUAUGUGUUCUCAUCGAUGAGGUAGAGUCACUGGCCUAUGCCCGUGACUGUAUGUCCGGUCAGGAGCCGAGAGAUGCCAUGCGUGUUGUUAAUGCCUUACUCACCCAAUUGGAUAGCAUUAAGGAACAUCCAAAUGUUUUGAUUUUGGCUACAUCCAAUUUGGCCGACACCAUUGAUUUGGCAUUUCUAGAUCGAGCUGACAUUAAACAAUAUAUUGGGUUACCCAAUGAAUUGGCUAUACGAAAGAUAUAUGAUUCUAUGAUAUCAGAACUGAUGAGGGUGGGUAUUAUAGAGAGCAAUGAAUCGGUGCAGAGUGAUGAUAGACAUGAGGGUCUACUCAAGGAGUUGUCCACACGUAGUAAGGGUCUGAGUGGUCGAACUUUAAGAAAGUUACCAUUCUUGGCCCAUGCAGCCCACACAUAUAAUGUCGAUUUCGAUUGUAAGUCAAAAAUAAAUUUACCCGAUUUUUUGGAUUCAAUGCUUGAGGCAUUGGAGAAGCAUAAACUGGAUCAGGGUUUGAUGAAAUUGAAUAAAUGAUUUUGAGAGAAGGAAAUGGAGAA
Musca domestica (house fly) is the source of this 1394-nucleotide messenger RNA. It is a transcript of the gene pch2, whose product is annotated as pachytene checkpoint protein 2 homolog. Lineage: Eukaryota; Metazoa; Arthropoda; Insecta; Diptera; Muscidae. Gene Ontology annotation, cellular component: nucleus; chromosome. Gene Ontology annotation, biological process: meiotic recombination checkpoint signaling; reciprocal meiotic recombination. Gene Ontology annotation, molecular function: ATP binding; ATP hydrolysis activity. The transcript has 4 exons. The coding region runs from base 109 to 1371 and encodes 420 amino acids. The record is from RefSeq and is a predicted model, not a curated record.